Molecule: messenger RNA, 2255 nt
Organism: Eriocheir sinensis (Chinese mitten crab)
Lineage: Eukaryota; Metazoa; Arthropoda; Malacostraca; Decapoda; Varunidae
Product: zinc finger protein 157-like
Exons: 4
Coding region: 1178-2113 (311 amino acids)
Biological process (GO): regulation of transcription by RNA polymerase II
Molecular function (GO): DNA-binding transcription factor activity, RNA polymerase II-specific; RNA polymerase II cis-regulatory region sequence-specific DNA binding
Source: RefSeq, a predicted model, not a curated record
AGUGGAAAAUAACAGGCAUGCAAAUGACAGAAUAAGGAGGGGGGACCGAUGUCUCGUCGGGGGACCGAUCAGUCUGCAGUAGAUGCGGGCCAGCUGGUCCCCCCUUUAAAUGGGGCGGGCCAACACGGGUCGGCGCAUGCGCAGUAGAGGGGGGAACAGGGGGGAACGUUCAGUCCGCCACACCUGUACUAAGGGUACUUGAGUUUUCGGUACCGGUACUACCGGUACUCAAAUUAACGGUACUUGCCCAUCCCUAUCAAACACUAUGUCCUGCAAUGUUCUGCUAUUAGUGCCUACCGCCCACAGGGCCACUGGGAGUCUGGGACCUGCCUGGGCUGGUUCAUUAACAAUAAUGUUCUUUCAGCUGUGCUUCGAGCCCCGAUGGCUGGGGAGAAAUUUCUAGCCGCCUGUGACAUCAAGAUCCAGAUCAAGAUCAUAAAGUCCGAACGUGAAAAUCAAUCGAUCAACACGUCUGGUGCCGAGGCCUGGACGCCGCCUAUCAUGGGCCCAUUUGGGGGGUCCGAGGCCAUAAAUGGCGUGCUUCUUUGCCUUUGAUAACCUGGAAACCCUCAGAACACGGAGGAGAGCGCCAGAACGUACUGACGUAAGAUGGAGACAGCAGACAUGAAUAAGGGAGCAAGACAGAAACUUUAAGAAGAAAGGAGAGAGAGAAGAAUGACGUAUGGAAGGAUGAAGGCUAUGCAGUGGACAGAGGAAACAGCUCGUCUGACCACAUGGAGCUACAGAACAUCAGGAAGGGGUGUUAGCAAUGCUGGAAGGAGCACAACACUAAGAGACAGCAUAGGACUCAUUGUGAGCUGACUGCCACCUCUUUUGCUAGUUCUGAAAUGAAGGUCUGAGGCUGGUUUGUGUUCAGCACUCACUCUGUGCCCCCUGCCUCUGACUUAAGGACUCUUUGGUGCAUUGCUCAUCUUGGUUCCCUGAGGCUCUUGAAAGACCAACCAACUUCUCCCAUCAGAAACAGUGUUGCAGUGGAGGCUGUAAGUCGAGCUGCAGCCUAAGUGGCCAGGACCAGUAGGACCAGACUGCAAUUGGUGUGACGAUCAGAGGUGAUUGGAAAAAGAAUCACCUUGCUGCUGGCAGCUCCAGCCAUAAAGGAAGAAAAAGGUUGAGAGUUAGGAGUAUAAGAUUUGAGACAAGUUCACUAGACACACUCAUGCACACACUAGUGAAAGAAAUUAUGAGUGCCGAGAGUGUUGGGAAAGAUUCUUUGACAGCGUUAACUUCAACAAACACACACACACACACUGGUGAAAGAAAUUUUGAAUGCCAUGAAUGUGGUAAAAGGUUCAGAACAAAGAUUCUCCUCAACAAACAUACCCGUACACACACUGCUGAAAAAAAUCAUGAAUGUCAAUUUUGUGGAAAGAGAUUCUCUCUGAAGAGUAUCCUCAACACACACACCCUUACACAUACUGGCGAAAAAAAUCAUGAAUGUGACAUAUGUGGAAAACGGUUCAGUACAAAGGGUCACCUCAAGAGACACACCCUUAUACACACUGGUGAAAAAAAUUAUGAAUGUCAUGUUUGUGGAAACAGAUUCACUGCAAAGAGCACCCUCAACACACACAUCCUUAUACACACUAUUGAAAAGCAUCAUGAAUGUCAAUUUUGUGGAAAGAAAUUCACCCUAAAGAGGUCCCUCAAUAUACACAUUCUUUCACACACUGGUGAAAAAAAUCAUGAAUGUCAGGUUUGUGGAAAGAGAUUCUACCGUAAGAGUAACCUCAGCACACACACUCUUACACAUGAUGGUGAUAGAAAGUAUGAAUGUCAAGAAUGUGGAAAGAGAUUUACCCUGAAGAGUGGCUUGAACAGACACAUCCUUACACACACUGAUGAAAGAAAUCAUGAAUGUGAAGUUUGUGGAAAGAGAUUCACCCAGAAGAGUAUCCUCAAAACACACAUCCUCACACACACUGAUGAAAAAAAUCAUUGGUGCCAAGAGUGUGGCAAAAGCUUUCGUUUGAAGAGUGAUUUGAACAAGCACAUCUUCAGACACACUGGCCUGAGAGAGUUUAAAUGUGAUGUUUGUGGGAAAAAUUUUAAGACAAAGCCGGAUAUUGCCACCCACAUGAAGACCCACUUCUGAGGUGCUGUGUUGUGCUGUAAUGCUGCUGUUCUUGGGAGAACAAUGGAACCCAAGCCUUGAAGCUUCCAUCAAGAUGAUGUCAUGUACCAUCCCUCCAAAUAAACUCUGCUUAAAAUGCAACUUCCUGACCUAACUUCCAAGA